UAACUACUUCGCCGACGGGGGUGAAAUCCGGAGCGCCGUUGCCGUCUCUUCUAUUUGCUGUUGGCCCUCCUCGAUUGUUGCUAUUUGGGUACUGGAUCGCGAUCGACUGCCGGCGAUGACGACCUACGGCACGAUCCCCACCUCCACCGCCCCCUCCUCCUCCUCCUCCUCCCCCCUCGACUACAUCUCCCGCGCCAAGGAGCAAGGCCGAUCCGCGCUGGCCAUGCGGCGGCCAUGGCGACAGUUUGGAGACGUGCGAGCCCUCAGCCUCCCGCGAAGCCUCGGCGACUCCUACACGCGGAUCCGCACCAACGCCGCCUAUUUCGCCAUGAACUACGCCAUCGUCGUGCUCCUCGUCGUCUUCUUCAGCCUCCUCUUCAAACCCGUAUCCCUCAUCGUCUUCAUCGUCUGCACUGUCGUCUGGUGUUUCCUCUACUUCUUACGGGACGUGCCCCUCGUAAUUUUCGGCCGCGAGAUCAGCGAUCUGGUGGUCCUCAUCUGUCUGUCCAUCUUCACCCUAGUGGCUCUGCUGCUGACCAAGGCAACCGCCAACAUCCUUAUUUCCCUGAUGAUCGGCCUGGUUCUGGUGCUGAUCCAUGCUGCGAUUCGGAGGACGGAGGAUCUAGUGCUGGAGGAGGAAGCUGAAGGGCCUGGGAGAUGGUAUGCCGCCGGGCCGUAGCGAACUCUCCAGGCAGUACUGUCUCAGCCGUGCCUAGCAGCCUAGGCACUGAUCUGACGCUCGACUAGCAUAGUGAAUUUUAGAAGCUUGUGUUGGACACAACCAAAGAUGACAAUGGAAUAAAGUUCUGAGCUCUUGGACAAGGACAUUAAGGUGGAUCACAUGUCAUGCCUCUGCUGAAACAAUUGCAUGCUUCCAAUGAUACAAAGCAUAGAUCAACAUUUGAUUUGUAAAAUAUAUUUUGUUGAAUCAAUAUUAUUUUCAAAAGGAGUAAAUGAUUGGGCCAUGGCAAAAGAGCAAAACUCCAAAGCAUGGAAUCAACUAAGUGGAGGCAAGAAUAUGUGUGUCUACCUUUUUUUUUUUUAUUGUUCCAAAAAUAUUUUCCCUUUUCCCUUUCCCUUUGAAUUUAUCUUGUACUGUUCUUACUAGAAA
Zingiber officinale is the source of this 1111-nucleotide messenger RNA. RefSeq names its product PRA1 family protein F3-like. The record is from RefSeq and is a predicted model, not a curated record. Gene Ontology annotation, cellular component: Golgi apparatus; endoplasmic reticulum. The transcript is spliced from 2 exons. Gene Ontology annotation, biological process: vesicle-mediated transport. Lineage: Eukaryota; Viridiplantae; Streptophyta; Magnoliopsida; Zingiberales; Zingiberaceae. The coding region runs from base 116 to 679 and encodes 187 amino acids.